Carica papaya (papaya) is the source of this 1731-nucleotide messenger RNA. NCBI's taxonomy places the organism in Eukaryota, Viridiplantae, Streptophyta, Magnoliopsida, Brassicales, Caricaceae. The record is from RefSeq and is a predicted model, not a curated record.
AAUGCGAUUGCGCCAUCUAGCUUCUAGGGAAAAACGGAAGAAGACUGAACUAAAACCCUGAGUUCCUGCCCAAAAACCUCUGCGAAGGUUGAAUUCUCACUCUCGCCGUGACUUGCCAUCAUGUACGGGGGUGAUGAAGUAUCUGCCAUCGUCGUUGACUUAGGUUCGCACACCUGCAAAGCUGGUUACGCCGGUGAAGAUGCUCCCAAGGCUGUAUUUCCUUCGGUUGUUGGAUCAAUUGAUCAAAUGGAUGUUGAUGACACUGCAAAUACGAACUCAGGUUCUGCAACAGAUUCUAAGAACAAUGCUGUAGCUAAUGAUUCUAAUAAAGGCAAGGGAAAAUGCAAAUUAUAUGUUGGAUCUCAAUCCUUGGGAUUUCGAAGGGAUCAUAUGGAGGUUUUAUCACCAAUUAAGGAUGGUGUUGUUGUUGAUUGGGAUAUUGUUGAUAGCAUAUGGGACCAUGCUUUCAGGGAAUGCCUGUUGAUUGAUCCUAAGGAGCAUCCAAUGUUGCUUGCAGAACCAUCUUCAAACACACAACAGCAGCGAGAAAGGACAGCAGAGCUUAUGUUCGAGAAGUACAAAGUCCCUGCAUUGUUUCUGGCUAAGAAUGCUGUUCUCACAUCUUUUGCAUCUGGGCGUGCCACUUCCCUAGUUGUUGAUAGUGGUGGAGGAUCAACUACAGUUGCUGCUGUACAUGAUGGUUACGUUCUUCAGAAGGCAGUAUCAUCAUCUCCUAUUGGAGGUGAACUUCUUACGGAAUGCUUAAUGAAAAGCUUGGAAAGCAAAGGUAUUGUGAUAAAACCCAGAUACUCGUUUAAGAGAAAGGAGAUACGACCAGGGGACUUUCAGGCAGUAGAUGUUGACUUUCCAAAUACAACAGAAAGCUACAAACUCUAUUGCCAGAGGGUAAUUGCAAGUGAUAUCAAGGAAUGUGUUUGUCGAGCCCCUGAUACUCCAUAUGAUGGUUUGUUUUCCUUUUCUUUGAUAUUCUCAUACAAUCAUGAAAAACACAGGACAAUAGAAAUUGGAGCUGAUAGAUUCAAGAUUCCUGAUAUUCUGUUCAACCCAUCCUUGAUUCAGACAAUUCCUGCAAUGGAGAACUUUGCUGAGAUUGCUCCUUCUGUUCGUGGUUUACCACAAAUGGUAAUAGAAAGUAUUAACAGAUGCGAUGUGGAUAUUCGGCGAGAACUGUUCAGUAGUAUACUGCUUGCUGGUGGCACAGCAUCAAUGCAACAGUUGAAAGAGCGUCUUGAGAAAGACUUGCUAGAGGAGUCUCCUCAAACUGCUAGAGUUAAAGUAUUGGCUAGUGGAAAUUCAACGGAGAGAAGGUUCAGUGUUUGGAUUGGAGGUAGUAUAUUGGCAUCCCUUGGUUCAUUCCAGCAAAUGUGGUUCUCCAAAUCUGAGUAUGAAGAGCACGGAGCAUCUUACAUUCAGAGAAAAUGCCCUUAAGAAUUGUUGAUUGAAUCAGAAUAUGAGGACAAGUUGGUGUGUUUACUGCCGUAGCUAGGAUAAGUGACUUGGGUCUGUACUCAGAACUCUCUCGCAUUAAUGUGUUGGGUUAGCAAAUUACUGGAUCCAGAGAGGGAUUGCUGCUCUAACUUCUUUAGAUUGUAUAACUUAUAGGUUAUUAAUUUCGAGAGACCUUUUACAUAUGACAUAACAUUAGCUUGUGUUGUAUCAUUAUUGUCACAUGUACUUACUGCUAAUAUCAUAACAUUAACUUAUUCCCAA